Haliotis rubra (blacklip abalone) is the source of this 6538-nucleotide messenger RNA. Its product is annotated as serine/threonine-protein kinase 32B-like. NCBI's taxonomy places the organism in Eukaryota, Metazoa, Mollusca, Gastropoda, Lepetellida, Haliotidae. Gene Ontology annotation, biological process: G protein-coupled receptor signaling pathway; protein phosphorylation; regulation of signal transduction. Gene Ontology annotation, molecular function: G protein-coupled receptor kinase activity; ATP binding; G protein-coupled receptor binding. The transcript has 11 exons. The record is from RefSeq and is a predicted model, not a curated record. Bases 443 to 1675 code for a protein of 410 amino acids.
AGCAGCACAUGCAAGAGACACACGCUUGUGCGAAUUGUCGAUAGUGAGAAAAACUAUUUUCAUUCACUUGAAUAGAAUUUCUUGCGAGAAAAAAAUCAAGGAGAUUCAUUUAUAGCCUGAGGCUGUCCUACACAGGAGUUGGUAAAGCUGCAUUGAUUCAUUCCGUUGAAAAACUGAUCUCAACUGUAAAGUGAAAGGAUCAAUGCUGUGACAGUGGGUACGGGAAACAGCUCUCAGUGAAUAGAAUGGCUGUAAACCCAUCGGAUGUAUGUCAAUGCUGAACACAGCACUGGACUAACGUACAAGGAUGACAUAUACGCUGUGAACGCUCGGACUAGCGCCGUGUAACUUUAUUAUCACUGCGCAUCGUGACUUUUCUUUCAAGCUUAGACCACCGAGGUUGAUGGUGGUCCACUGAAAUCUCAGCAAAAUUGGCUGUACAAUGGGAACGGGGCAUUCGGCGCGGAAGGAAUCUUUCGACGCGAAUGGAGAAGUCAACUUCGACCACUUUCAAAUUCUCCGUGCCAUCGGGAAGGGAAGUUUUGGGAAGGUGUGCAUUGUCCAGAAGAAGGAUACAAAGAAGAUGUUCGCCAUGAAGUAUAUGAACAAGAACAUGUGCGUGAGGAAGGACGCCAUCUUGAACGUGUUGCGUGAGGUGGAAAUCAUGAGGACAUUAGACCACCCGUUUCUGGUGAACCUGUGGUUCACCUUCGAGGACGAGGAGGACAUGUUCGUGGUGGUGGACCUGCUGUUAGGGGGCGACCUCAGGUACCACAUGCAACAGGACGUGGACUUCACCGACACGCACGUCAAACUGUAUCUGUGUGAGAUAGCUUUAGCACUGGAUUACCUCAGGAGUAGGAACAUUGUGCACAGAGACAUCAAGCCUGACAACAUCUUACUGGACGAAGAAGGUCACGCACAUAUAACGGACUUUAAUAUCGCCACCACACUUGCCACUGGAGAACUAGCGACAUCUAUGUCUGGAACCAAGCCUUAUAUGGCCCCGGAGGUGUUCGCCUGUUCCUUGGAUGAAAGCCGUGGAUAUGGGUACCAGGUAGAUUGGUGGUCCUUGGGGGUAUCAGCGUUUGAAUUGCUCAAAGGAAGGAGGCCUUACGAGAUCCACGGUUCAACCUCCCUGGCUGAGGUAAAGGCGCUGUUCCAUACUACCAAGGUGCACUACCCCUCGCUCUGUGAUAACGGCAUGAAGGACCUCCUCCGACAGUUGCUGGAGGUGGAUCCAAGUCAGAGGUUGUCCACAUUGUCUGGCUUCCGUAGACAUCCUUUCAUGGCGGACACAGACUUGGACCCAGUGCUCAGGAAAGAAGUCAAACCUGCUUUUGUGCCUUCUAAGGAUCACCUCAACUGUGACCCCACGUACGAACUCGAGGAGAUGAUCAUAGAAACGAAACCGCUGCAUAAGAAGAAGAAGAGACUGGCCAAACAGAACUCCAGGAAGGGGGAGAUGAUGUCCCAGUCUUCAACAGAGGAAAUGGACGAGCUGCAGAUCUAUCUGAAGAGUAUAGGAAAAAACUUUACACCUUACAACAGGGAGAAAAGUCUCGAGGAGCAAGAGAGGAAAAAGCUAGCAGACCUGGAAUCGGAGAAGCAGAAGACACUAUCAGACGAUCCCGAGAAGCAAAAGAUAGAAGCAGACGACACCGAGCCGUCUUGAUACCCAUCCUCGCUACACAGGGGUGUAUCUGUUGUAUAAUAUUUGGCUGAAUUUUCUCCUUUAUAUUAUAUAGGCAAUAACAGUUCCGGAGAAAUAUAACAAUCUCGCAGCCAGAGUAUCACCAUCAGGUCAUUAUUUGCAAUAUGUGGGUUAUAUUCCAGGAAAGAAAAUGCACAUGUGCACUUUCUGUUGUUGUUUAUAAUAUGAUUUGCAUAUUUACACGUCAUCCAAUAUCGGAUGACAUGCGGGACAUUUUUAAGACGAUUCCGAUAAAUGAUAACAGCUUACCAAAAGCCAGAAGCAUCUUUAUUGAAAUAAGGUGGCGCUGUAGAGAGCAGAGAACAGCCAAUUGAAAUAUAUACGUCGUGUACCUUGGUCAGAUUUAUUGAAUGACUAUGGGACCAAAGGCUGAGGGUCUAGGGGGAGUUGGUUUAAUGGAUUCUUCAGUCGACGUUUGUUUCUUUCAUUAGAUAGUAAUCAAUAACUGUUUUAAUUGUUAUUUUACUGUCAGUGAAGCCAAAAUAGCGAGUUAAUUUCAUUGUGUUGCUUUUAGUUUCACUUCGCAACUGACUUUGCUGUCAUGUAUUAUUCAUACAAUGGAACAUAUCUCCUUUCAUGACAGUUAGAAGUGGUAACUAGCGGAAAGAAUUAUGUAGCUGCAAUAGUAUUUUGAGGGCGUUCGCUCAGUUGUUUUCAGGGCAAAUCAGUUUCUUGUGAUGAGCGUCAUUAAGAGUGGACCAGAGCUACACAACGUUCUGUUCAGACUUUUGAUCUUUUUUCAUACUGCUCCUUUUCAGCUGCACGGACAAACUGACCUUGACCUUGAAGAUAAUGUCAGGUCAUAAUUGUUACAGCCAUGUAUGUAUGCCCAAAUGCUUGUUUGACCCUUAAUAUCUCAUGACCCCAUUUACUUCGUCCAGCUCAAUACCAUCCUCGGUUAUGCAGGGUGUUUUAACACCAUUCUGUUAUUAUAAACGCCCUGGUCCAUUUGCCUUUGUUUCGAGUCCUUUUCGAAAACGUGGACGCAAAUAGAUGAAAGGUCAAAUUACUUCCAUGUACGAGGGAAAUUCAGCAAAAGGUUACUGAUAUGAACUACAGAGGUGGUGACGUCACUUCCCAAAGAACGCCAUGACAGGUCCGACAUAUUGAUCGGAGUAAAAUGGGGACACACUGCAUAACAGAGGAUGUCCCUAUACGCACAGACAAACAUAUCUUGCAGAAAAAUACAGAGCAAUCUACCACAAUACCGAUAUGCAGUUAAUGCAAAGGAAUGACUGCAAAUCUGAUGAUUUGUUACAGAAACGGGUGGUUAUAAAAGUUUUGUGCGUUGUUAUAAAGUUACAGUGACAUUACGUAUCACUAUAGUUACAUCGUGGACAACCAAUGGUCGAUAGAAUGAGCAGCGAUCAUUCAGGAUUCCAGAGAUUCCAGAGUGGAUUACAGAGAUUCCACUCUCUGGAAUCAUCUUCCACUGGAGCUAAGGACAAUAGACAACCUGAAGAUUUUCAAAUCCAAACUGAAGACAGAGUCUAACUUUUCUUUCUUGAGCUGUUCGGAGAGCGCUACUGAGCAGUACUUUUGGACUGGAAUUGGCGCUAUAUAAAUGUUUUCAUGAUGAUGAUGAUGAUGAUGAUGAUGAUCAUGAUCUCUGUUUGCAUCGAGUACUGUUUUUAGAAUGAAACAUAAAUUGCAACCAUCCCUCGAUGCUCAUGAUGUCAAUCACUGGAUCGUCUGUGCAGAUUCGAUUUUUAUAGACCGCCGUCAUAUUGCUGGAAUAAUGCUGAGUGCGGCGUUAAACAACAGUCUGGCUGAAAUAUUGCCAAUGAGACGUUAAACAUUCUGAGACCCCAGAAACCAUUGUGUUGCUAAUAGGGGUAGCAAAGUGGGUACAGUGUUUCCGGUGUUUGGUUCCCAACAUGGGAAUGCCACAUUGUGUAGAGUCGAUUUUCCAGUAUCUCAUGCUUGUCUAAGGAGCGACUAAAAUCUCUUUCUGCCAGUCACUGUCCAGACCUGGUCACUGUAAUAUGCCAGAAUGUGAGCAAGACGACCUGAACACUCACUGCGGCAUCGAGGUCCUUCGUCGACAUGUUGUCUUGUCACAGGACACAGGGACACUCGAUCCUUCAAGAAGUACAUCUCCGAUCGUUUACAAUCAUGAAAUGUUACAGCAUUUUUACAAAAAAGUAUUUAUGAUGACUAUUGUUCAAAACAUACGUCCUAAUGGCCGCAAUCGAGAGGAGGUAUGUUUUGUGCAGUAGUGUAUGUCUAUGGUAUGAGUUGUUAUUGCGUUUGAUUUACAUGCCAAUCAUUUAUUAAACAUUAAAUUUCUGAACUUGUAUAUAUUAACACAGUUAUAUUUAUAUGUUAUAAUUCAAAUGCAUAUUUGUUUUGUAAAUAUUUAUUAAUGUUAUUUUAAUGUAUAUAGCCUCUAUUCACGGUUAUAGCGGAUUGUAUUAAUAUGAAAACAUUCACUUCGUGUUGCCAGGAUAAUGUUUCGUGUAACGUAAAUAUAUUAAAUAUUUACAAAUUGUUUAUUUAAAAGUCAUAAGACUUGUUUUCGAGUAUUUUAAUCUCUUUGUCUUGAAUAAUAACAUUCGUAUUGAAGAGGAACACUUUUUCUGCAUAGACAACUUCUUUAAUGUCAUAGAUGCUAGAAGUCGUCUAUCCAUAGAAGUUGAUCCUCUUUAUUAUACCAACUUCUUGAUGCCACUGAAAGAGGUGAGUUCAUUAGCGAAUUUAAUCCCCGGGAAACAUCCAGGCUACAAUUGCACUUACUUUCGUAAGAGGCGACAAUCGGUAUCAGGUAGUCAGGGCUGAAGGUUUGACCAAUACAUUGGUAUCCCAAUAUCGAUGUUCAUCAAUUCAAUCCAGGCUCGAUCAUUUACAGACCGCCGUCGUUUUGCUGAAAUAUUGCUGAAUGCGACGUUACCAAUCUGACACGCCGCCGAGAAGGUGCCAUUACACUUUCACUCUACUUUUAACACGGACAUUGGUUAAGACGAUGCUGUUUCACAUGCAUGUCGUGUCGGCACCGAGUUGCAUGGCACAACAACACCAUGCCAUUAGAAUGUCACAAAAUGUCCAGUUAAACACAUCCGUUGUUGAACCUAGAUUCAUUCAUGUUUGUUAUUUAUUGAAUGCCAUUAAUAAGAAAAAUAACACCUAAAUUAGUGGGCAAUAUACUGACAAUUUGUAUUGUUUAUAUCCUCGUGUAUGUAUUUAUUAUAAACCAUGUGUGGAUUCCUGGUUUAAGAAGUUCCCAGUAUUUCGUGCUUGUCAUAAGAACCGACUUAAAUGCUCUUUCUGCCAGUAGGUUAUUCGCCUUGUUCAGAUGCGAUCAUUUAAAGGCCGCCAAAAUAAAGCUGUCAUAAUGUCACUCACGAAUGUAUAUAAUAAUAAUAAUAAUGAAAAUUUAUACAGCGCUAAAUCCAACCACUACGUGGGUGCUCACAGCGCUCUAUCUGACAUCGGCGUUAGUGAGAUCGACAACCUGCUGCUGCAAAUGCCUAAGAAAUGCUUAUUACCCCCAACAUUCUAGAAUCAGCUUCAAGAUUACCCCGUACACUUUUUGUGAAUUCCUAUCAAAAACAAGAUGCAUAACUUGACUGGUCGGCUUCGCAAAAUUAUAAGUGUGAGUCAUGUUUGUAAGGGCGAGAAAAUAUUUUCUGUGUCUAACAAACAUCUUCAUGCUAUUUUGAUUGCAUUUCUGCAAAACUUGUAGAGACCAAACAAUAUUUAAAUUGACCAACUUUAUAUUGUAUAUCGUAGGAAUAUGGUCAAUAUGAUGAUCAACUGAACGGCAAGGGCUGCGGGUUCUUUGGCAAGCUGCUCACAGUAACGGCAGGCUGCCCUUGUUAGUUAACGUUAUUUAAAGCACAAUGCAAUAUCUAUGGAUAAAAUCUCACUUCAUUUUACAUGUGAUCGAAUCGUCCUAUUUUAUAACUGGUUGAUUACAACUACUGGUUUGCCUUAGGGUAUCUGAAAUAUUUAUGAUAAAGGUAUUCUUAACAUGACAAGAUUAUUAGAACACCACAAGUUAAAUUCAUUAAUAUAUACAGAUCGGAAAAUGUGGUAUUUUGUGUAUUAUUUUGCUCCGAAACAAUGGAUAUGCAAUCAGCGUGAUUAUUAAAGGGUGAUCUAGGUAUGUUGGGUGUAGACUAUAAAAGAGAAACACACAAAAGAGCACGAUUGACAGUGAUGGAAAAGGUGCCCAAAACACGCCUGAAGUAACCAGUUGUUUAGAUCAUUCAACGUGCAAUAUACAAGUUAAAGUCAGUAUGGGUAUAAACUGGGUUCAUUCCAGGUACAGUGAGUGCGUGAGUAUGGUUUUACGCCGCUUUUAGCAAUAUUCCAGCAAUACCACGGCGGGGGACACCAGAAAUGGGCUUCACACAUUGUACCCAUGUGGGGAAUCGAACCAGAGUCUUCGGCGUGACGAGCCAACGCUUUAACCACUAGGCUACCCCACCAUCCCUCCCAGAUACAACUGAACAGCACUGUUGUAAGUUGUAUACGAGAUGUGGGAUAUCUCUUAUUAUCUACUGACCCGUUAAUAAUGACUUUGAGUAUAUUUUGUUGUUAACUGCUCCAAAAUAAUAGUUAGAGAAUGAUUCAGACUUUAUUCAGUUUUCACCUCAGCAAGUACUUACGUAUGAUUUGUUGGUUCCGCAACUAGUGGUACACUAUUGCACACGAUGCUGGCGGGUAUUAGUGUACAUAGGCUGCACAGACACUUUGUGAUUGGGAAUGUACAUUACAUUUGCCAUGGAGACACGUGGUGAUAUGACUAUUUUCUAUAUCUGCACCAGCAUUAAUUAUCACGUGAGAUGUGCAGCAAGAUGGAAUAAAGUGGAUGUUUUUGUA